CCUCCAUAGCCCCCUCCUCUGAGUGCCUUGUUGUCCCACUGCCCUCUCUUACUCCUCAGUCCGGCUAUCGCAGCUCUCCCUGACCAGUGGCUAAGUGUCUGGCUGUUGAAAGAUCUGGACAUCAUGGCUUCUACCGGAACUUUCCGCAUGGUGUCGGAGGAAGAGCAAGCCCUGCGGUCCAAGCUGGAGCACUUGACUGUGAAGGAUCAUGGGCCAGUCUUUGGGCCUUGUAAGAAGCUACCCGACCAUACGGUACAAAAGGCAAAGGAUGAGUUGAAUGAGACAGAAGAGAAGAAAGUGUCUUCUGUGAAGGAGCUGAGGUCCCUGAUCAAGGAGAAGGCUGGAGAAGGGGAUGACCUGUCUGUGGACGUGCGGGAAAAAUUUGGGGACAAACCGGACUCUCUGCUUCUGAGAUUCAUCCGUGCUCGGAAAUUUGACGUGGCCAGGGCACACGAGCUUCUGAAGGGUUAUGUACGUUUCAGAAGGGACUACCCCGAGCUUUUUGAGGAUAUGACCCCGGAAGCAGUCCGCAGUACCAUUGAGGCUGGCUACCCACGGAUCCUCUCCACUCGGGACAAAUACGGCCGUGUGGUGCUACUGUUCAACAUAGAGAACUGGGAUUUGGAAGAGGUCACGUUUGAUGAGACUCUGCGUGCAUACUGUGUCAUCCUGGAGAAACUUCUGGAAAAUGAGGAGACUCAGAUCAAUGGAUUUGUCCUCAUUGAGAAUUUCAAGGGCUUCACUAUGCAGCAUGCCUCUGGCAUCAAACACACUGAGCUGAAAAAGAUGGUGGACAUGCUGCAGGACUCCUUCCCUGCACGUUUCAAGGCAGUACAUGUGAUCCACCAGCCCUGGUACUUCACAACCACUUACAAUGUGGUCAAACCCUUCAUGAAGAGUAAACUGCUGGAGAGGGUUUUUGUUCAUGGUGAUGAGUUGGAUGCCUAUUUCAGAGACUUUGAUGCUGAAAUCCUUCCCCCAGACUUUGAUGGGAAGGGCCCUAACUGUGAUGGCAAAGAGACAGCAAUCAAGCUGUUUGGUUCUGAGGACACAGCUCUUUAGAUGGCAGGACCAAUGCACAAGACUGGCUGAUAUUUUGGGGUAUAUGAAAGAAAGUAGUAGAAUAAUGUUGGAUAUAUGAAGAAAAUAUGAAGAAUAUGAAGAAAAGUGUUGACCUGGAAGUUUGUUAAGAACCGAACAACGUACAGUAGCAGAGGUAAAUGUACUGUAGGGCCAAAUACAACAGUACAUGCUCACACAAGUGCAUAUGGGAUUGCUGUGUAAAUAUUUGAUGGGGGAAAAAAGAAAAAAAGAAACUUGGUGCUAGAGUUAAGUGUUAACUGUGACUUGAGCGCAUCAGUAUUAAGCAUAAUAGAGUAGAGGAAAUGAUAUUAGAGGCCUGACAGUUGUAUUCUUAUCAAAGUUCAGGCCAGGUCAAUAUAUGUAUACUCAAACUGCAUAAUGCAGUGGUGAUGUUCACAGACCAACAAAUGACCAACCAUUGAUAUUCUCACUCAGUAUAAGUGUGUAGGGAGAAGUCUACUGAUUGUGCUAGUGUUGCGAUGUAUUAUCCUGUUACACUAGGAAACUGAGAAUGCCUAAUUUAUUAGUAUGUUAACCCAUUUUACAUCUUAUAGGCCAGUUGUUUUUCUGAUGUAGACUAUUAGUGAUAUUGUUUUCAAUUAAAAUAUGAGAAAUGGU
Molecule: messenger RNA, 1701 nt
Organism: Colossoma macropomum (tambaqui)
Lineage: Eukaryota; Metazoa; Chordata; Actinopteri; Characiformes; Serrasalmidae
Gene: rlbp1a
Product: retinaldehyde binding protein 1a
Exons: 8
Coding region: 124-1062 (312 amino acids)
Cellular component (GO): membrane
Molecular function (GO): phosphatidylinositol bisphosphate binding
Source: RefSeq, a predicted model, not a curated record